UCCGUUUCUCGUUUAUAUAUAUUUCUUUUAUUGAGUAGUUAUAAAGCAGGUAUAGCAGAAAUACAAAUAAAUGUGUUUUUGAUAUCAAAUAAAGAUUAUGUGAGCUUUAUAAAAAAAGAUAAAAAGAAAAAAAACAAGAGAUGGAAUGAGAAAGAGAGAUGUACGAAGUAGAGGAAGAAUGAAAGGCAGGUUGACGAAGAAAGCGUGACAAGGAGAGAGAGAUUGAGUGAGUAAGAGAGAAUAGGAAAGAGAGAGACGAACUAUAUCGGACAGUGACGAACAGUAAAGAGUGCAACGAGGACACGGCAAUCAGUUGUGCUUUCGCGAGAGGCGAGGCUAAGUGUAACGCUGUUUCGAAUUCGCGACUAUUCUCUGUAUUUCUCUCUUAAGGAAAAUUACGUGUGUAGGAUUAACUGUUCAAAUUUUUGGCUCUUUUGUCUUUUGCAUACGCCAUGCAUACUGUGUGCGCGCACGCGCGUGUGUGUGUAUUGUAUGUAUCGCGGGCGUCGUGCGGGCGGGCAAAUGGACUGCAGCACGAAGAAGAAAAUACUAAGUGACAUGUUAAACGUGUAUUAAGUGUUUAUGAGUUCCACCUGAAGACCGAAGUUAAGAGAGGACCAACAUCUUGCGAGAAUUUUUACGUUACAUAUCUUGUUAUGUACUUUGAAGCAUCAACAAACAACGAUUUCAACUAUGAAGCUGCAGCAAACAUUUACACAUGUCAAGAUACGGUGGAAGUUAUGACUAUCUCACAUCAAUUUUAAAUCAAUUAAUAAAUUUAAUGGUAUAAUUGAGAGAGAGAGAGAGAGAGAGAGAGAGAGAGAGAACCGUAAAUUUUUUUUUCAUUUUAAGAAUUUUUCAACGGCCAAUAUCGAUUUAAAAUUUUAAUUCCUUUUUUAAUUUCAACUGGAAGAAUUGCGGAUUGAGUUUUAUAAUGAGUUUUAUAAUGAGAUAAUUAUAGAUAAAUAUUUCUCGUCAUUAAAAAUCGGCCGAAAAGAUAAUGUAAUUAAAGAAACUUGGAAUUAUGUGACAAUAGGAAAAAGAAGCAACCAUAGCAUUGAUUAAUAAUAAGAAUAAAAAAGCAAAGCUAAGGAUCCGUCACGGUGGCCAGUUUAAUAAGUAGCAACAUAACAUUACGAUACAAUGAAAGAUCGAAGAUUGUCACAAGGGAUAUUGUCCUGGCAGCCCCAACCAGGUUAAAAGAAACGGUAAAUUCAUUAAUUACGACCACGACAAUAGUGACGACGAUAACAACGACAACACCCAACAUGGAUACUAAUGGCGAUUCAAACAUGGAUACCGCUAACAGUGACUCCACCAGCUCUGGCGUUGGUGCUAUGGCAUCUGUUGUUGCCAGUGCCGCGUCCUUGACACUGGUCAAGGUCGAGAGGCCAGAUCAUCUGGCAGGAGCGUCAACGUCGCCCGCGACGGUAGCUGCCGUAUCCACUGGCUCGAUCGGCACUGGAAGUGGCCUUUUCACCACUAUUGCCAAUAACAAUAAGACAGCUAAAUCGGACGAUUGGCUAGCGACGAAUAGUCCCGGAUCGCCGCAAAAUUCUUUACAAAGUCAGCAUGUGGUCUAUACCGCUUCGCAACAGCAAUUAUCGGAGCCACAACAACCUCCCAUGGCGCACUCCAGUCCACUCGCACAUCAGCAACAAGUCAACAAUAAUGGAUACGCAAGCCUUAUGAGCACCAGUAGUUACGAUCCAUACAGUCCUAAUGGUAAAAUAGGUAGGGACGAACUCAACCUGUCUCAACCGAGUCCGUUAAACGGCUAUGGAAGUAAUUCCGGAGUAAGCGGAAAUAGCGGUGGUAAUGGCAAUAAUAAUUGCAACAGUAAUAGCAACAAUGGCAACAGCAACGGCAGUAGCAAUGGCGGCAGUGGCGGUGGUAAUGGCAGUGCCGGUGGCGGUGGUGUAGGUGGAAGCGGCAAUGGUGAAGGAUGCGACGCAAAGAAAAAAAAAGGACCUACACCCCGUCAACAAGAAGAACUAUGUCUUGUGUGUGGUGAUCGUGCAUCCGGUUAUCACUACAACGCCCUCACUUGUGAAGGCUGUAAAGGCUUCUUUAGACGUAGCAUUACCAGAAACGCCGUGUAUCAGUGCAAGUAUGGCAAUAAUUGUGAGAUCGACAUGUACAUGCGUCGCAAAUGCCAGGAAUGUAGGCUAAAGAAAUGCCUGACGGUCGGCAUGAGGCCGGAAUGCGUUGUGCCCGAGUACCAAUGUGCAGUAAAAAGAAAGGAAAAGAAAGCACAGAAGGAAAAGGACAAGCCGAACAGUACAACGAUGAAUGGCUCACCAGGUAAUGCCGGCAUGGGUGAUCAAAUGGGUGUUAAAAUUGAGCCAGCAGAAGCUGAAUCAUUGUCCAUGUCUGGAAGUAGUGGCAUUCUUACCCCCGUUAGUCCUUAUGCUUGUGUAAAACCGCCGACACCUACGCCUAUCAGCCCAGAGCAGGACGAACUGAUAAACAGGCUGGUAUCUUUCCAAUGUGACUUUGAGCAACCGAGCGAGGAAGACUUAAAAAGAAUAACUGGAUGUAGGAGAGUCUAUAACAGGGAAGAUCACACAUCGCAUUUCUUGUUGUAUGCAAUCGGUACGAAAUGGAUUAAACCAUGGGUAGAGGAAAAGACGGAGGAUCUUAUAGAUAAGCCGAAAAAAAAUAAAAAAUGCUUAUCAAUGGCUGAAGAGGAUAUAUCAUUGAUCAUGCAAAACCAACCUAUGGAAGGCGAGGAUCCGAGUGACUAUAGUUUCAGACACAUCACUGAAAUCACAAUCUUGACCGUUCAACUGAUUGUUGAGUUCUCAAAGAGGCUACCCGGCUUCAACGAGUUAAUGCGUGAGGAUCAGAUCACUCUACUGAAGGCAUGCUCUAGCGAAGUGAUGAUGCUACGGAUGGCAAGAAAAUACGAUGUGCAAACUGAUAGCAUUAUUUUCGCUAACAAUCAGCCAUACACACGCGACAGCUAUAACAUUGCGGGGAUGGGUGAAACCAUCGAGGAUCUUUUACGAUUCUGUCGGCAAAUGUAUGCCAUGAGGGUCAAUAAUGCUGAGUACGCUUUGCUCACUGCUAUCGUUAUUUUUUCAGAGAGACCCAAUCUGGUGGAAAGUAAAACAGUAGAGAAAUUCCAGGAAGUUUAUUUGAAGACAUUGAAAGCGUAUGUGGAUAAUCGUCGUAAAUCCGGCACGAUCUUCGCGAAGCUUCUUUCGGUUCUAACCGAACUUAGGACCCUCGGCAAUCAAAAUAGUGAGAUGUGCUUGAACCUGAAAUUUAAGAAUAAGAAGCUGCCACUUUUCCUCGCCGAAAUCUGGGACGUGGUGUCCUAGUUUCACAGUCGCCGAUCAACGGUGAUUGCUUCGGUCGGCUGAAUAAGCUCUUCGACGUUGCGAUAGCGGCGGCAGCAGCAGCAGCAGCAGCAACGGCGUCGAUAGACGCAUGGACGUGGAAAACGGCCUGCGCAACUCUUGUACUAGUGCACCACUAUGCCACUGCCUCACCGUCAACAUCAACAUACUGUAUCAGUCUCCGUUUUAGAUUCAUUACAGUCAUUUGCUGUUUCUCGAGGAUUAACUACUUCUAGAGGUUGACACUUUAGAUGGAUUGAUCUUUAUACAGUUUGUAAAGAUAAGUAAAAUAUAAGCAAGCCGGCCCAUACUGUUCGCGUAUGAUAUGACGCGAAAGAGAUGUUUUUGCUAUUACAAUAUAACAAUAAAAUUAUAUUAAAGAAAAAUGAAGGUUGUGUUAAAGUGACAGAUGAUAAAGCCAGUUUGAUUUUAUAGCGUGUUAACAAGAAUACACGCGAUCGAAUAUCUGUGAUAAAGGAACGCGAUGCUAAAUAUCCAUAUGGUGUAAUGGAUAUGCAAAAUGAGAGUUUAUUCGAUGAAAGCUUUAUGUUAUUAAAGAUUUAUGACACAAAACAUACGUGGUGUCAGAUUUAUAUGAUCCAUGAAAUUAUCAAUUUCAAUAAAGUUAUAAAGUGACUCGUUUAUGAAACUUAAAAUCUUUGCAUUUUAUAUUUAUUCAUUGGAAAUUAUUUAAAGUAAAACAGUCACUUGUCUCUGAUGUCAGACAGUGGGAUUUCUCACGUACACGUAUUAAUGAAAGAAUCGUGGAUCUAUUGUAGCAUACGCACUUCAGUGAUAUGUAUACACAUGGUAUUAUCACAAGAAAAAAAAUAGAAAAUGUUAAAACAAGUAAUAUAAACAUCUAUAUCGAAUAGACUAAGAAUAGAUUAGUAGAAUAAAUGAAUACGCGUUCGUAAAAAAUCCUACCAACAUCUCUGAUUUACCUUGACUUACAAGUGAUUGUACCGGUGCGCCUGUUCAUUUAUAUAUAAGUUGCAAAUAUUUAGUUACAUGAACAGUACGCGAACCGUGUGAGACCGGCUCGAAGACAAGAACGAGAAAGAAGAAAGAACUCUAUAUGAGGGUGGUGGAGAAAAUGGUAAACAGAAAAGAACGAUUAUAUACCGUUGUAGAAAAGAAAGGCAGUGGCGCGGCCCAGGCUGUGAUAUAUAGAGAACAGUACAGAGAACGAAGCUAUAUAAAAAGAAAGCUAUCUGCAAUUUACAUUUUAUCGCUAUGUCCCUUACCAAGAUACAUCCUUACACAUACAAUCGAUAUGUAAAUGUAAUGUAUUAUAUGAUAAAAUAUUGAUAUCAGA
Molecule: messenger RNA, 4662 nt
Organism: Harpegnathos saltator (Jerdon's jumping ant)
Lineage: Eukaryota; Metazoa; Arthropoda; Insecta; Hymenoptera; Formicidae
Gene: Ecr
Product: ecdysone receptor
Exons: 8
Coding region: 1269-3326 (685 amino acids)
Biological process (GO): cell differentiation; ecdysone receptor signaling pathway; negative regulation of transcription by RNA polymerase II
Cellular component (GO): RNA polymerase II transcription regulator complex; nucleus
Molecular function (GO): zinc ion binding; ecdysone binding; nuclear receptor activity
Source: RefSeq, a predicted model, not a curated record